Messenger RNA from Eutrema salsugineum, 969 nucleotides. Its product is annotated as putative caffeoyl-CoA O-methyltransferase At1g67980. Bases 89 to 796 code for a protein of 235 amino acids. Gene Ontology annotation, molecular function: O-methyltransferase activity; S-adenosylmethionine-dependent methyltransferase activity. The record is from RefSeq and is a predicted model, not a curated record. The transcript has 5 exons. NCBI's taxonomy places the organism in Eukaryota, Viridiplantae, Streptophyta, Magnoliopsida, Brassicales, Brassicaceae.
AUAGAAAUAGAGCUUUAGAGUUAUAUGUUAGUUGGCAUUGCACUGAAGUUGAAGGCAUCACGAGAGAGAGAGAGAGGGAGAGUGAGCUAUGGAGAAACAGAUUCCAUCCAAAGGGAUUCUCAAGAACGAGGCUCUUAAAAAGUACAUCUUCGAAACGACGGCGUAUCCAAGGGAGCAUGAACAGCUCAAGAAAUUACGAGAAGCUACUGUCCACAAGUAUGGCAAUUUAAGCGAGAUGGAGGUCCCGGUUGAUGAGGGGCUUUUCCUAUCGAUGCUUAUAAAGAUGAUGAAUGCCAAAAAUACGCUAGAGCUUGGUGUUUUCACGGGCUAUUCGCUGCUCACUACGGCCUUCGCAUUGCCUGAGGAUGGCCAUAUUACUGCAAUAGACAUUGAUAAAGAAGCAUACGAGGUGGGUCUAGAGUUCAUCAAGAACGCAGGCGUUGAUCACAAAAUCAAUUUCAUACAAUCUGAUGGUCUCCAGGCCUUAGACAAGAUGUUGAGCGAGAAUCCAAAACCGGAGUUUGAUUUUGCAUUUGUUGAUGCUGAUAAACCAAACUAUGCCAACGUACACGAGAGACUACUGAAGCUGGUAAAGGUCGGUGGAAUAAUAGCGUUUGAUAACACAUUGUGGUUUGGGUUUGUGGCGGAGGAGGGAGAGGAAAACGUGCCAGAACACAUGAGGGUGAACAGAAAAGCCCUCAUGGACUUGAACAAGCGGCUCGCUUCUGAUGCUAGAAUAGAGCUAUCUCAAGUCUCCAUUGGUGAUGGUGUUACUCUCUGCAGACGCCUUGUGUGAUUAAGAGACUCAUCAAAACACCAAGUGUUCUUAGUUUUUUAUUUUAUUUAAUCAAGUUGUUAGAAUCUAUAAUGCACUCUCUUCCUCUGUUUUUGCUCAUUGCGUGUGUGCUUUCCCGGACGAGAUUGGUUCGCGUUUGUAGGUGUUGUAUUAUGCUAAAGAUUGUUGUUGUU